CAUAAAAUACGGAUAAUAAACGUGUUAUAGGAUUUUAUACGUGUUUAGUACGGGAGUCAUCAAAUGAACGGAAAAAAAUAAAACCGCUUGACAAUAAUACAGAUACGGAAGUUUUAAACGGAUAAAAUACGGGUACAUAUACGUGUAUUAAACGGAGUAUUUACUAACUAUGAUUCUAUCGUUAAAAAUAAAUAUAUUUUGAAAUAAUAUAUAAAUUGAUCAAUGUAUUCGGAUGCAGAUAAAUAUUAUCCAACCUAACCACACUUAAUGCGGGAUAAAUAUGAAUAUUGAGCUACCACCGGCACAUUACCAUCACUAAACUCAGUUCACUUGAUUGAUAAAUAGUUAAAUACAGACUCGGCCACUCGCCGGCCAAAUGGAAGGGUGUAUGCAAAGGCGGAUCCAAUUUCACUUGUAACAAGUAAAAGAUUCUUUGAACAAACUUAACUAACAUAACAGUAGACAAGGGCGAGGCAUGACGGGUUAGAUCAGGUCCUUAAGACCUCUUUUUUAAGUAAGAUCUUAAACCCCUUUCAACCAAUAGGAGAAGGAAAGAGGUAAUGAUUAGUAAUUAUUGGGUAACUACCUAUCUAAUACGUUAAAGGGUAAGACAGGAAUAUAAAAAUAUUUAAUAAUGUUAUUAAUUAAAAUGAAAAUGGCGAAAAUCCACACAAACGUUGAAUUAAUGGGGGUUUCGAGAAUUAGUCUCCUCCCAACCCUAAAAUCGUUCAUCCUCCAAAAGUCGCCGUCGUGCCACGAAGCCGACGAGACUCUUUCUUCCCGACGUAUGGUCUCGCUGAACCGACAUUGCGUUACCGUCCACCGUCGCGCCUCGUCUCUUCGUAACGCCUCGUUUGUCGUCGUCGCACAACCACUUCCUUUCAUAAGCGUCGGCAGCCUUCAUCAGUCUUCAGCUUCGCUGACGUCGAUUUCCCAUCAGCUUCCCGUCCCAUUCCCGCCAUCAUCCUGUCUGACUCCGCCGUCGUCCCGCCGCCAUCCGACAUCUCCCCAUCCGGUCGUCACCCCAUCUUGCCGGUCUCCCACUGUCGAGGCGGAGUUUGUUAAUAAUAUUAUUGUUUACGUUGAAAAACGAAAAGAAUUUGUUAAUAAUGAAUUCGUCAUUUGUUGUAAAUUAUGUAAGAAAUGUUAAUAAUGAUAUUGUAUAUUGUUAAUAUUGCUGAGCUGAAAAAGUUGAUAAUAGCAUCACUAAAAAUGUUUACAACACAACAAGUGAAUCAAGCUUCAAUUUGAUUGAGAAUGUUAAUAAUAGCGUCACUAGAAAAUGUUAAUAAAGUAGGUGAAAACAUUAAUAUGUACUGUUAAAACGUUGACAACUCGGUUAAGCUGCUUUAAUAAUUCCGAUGAUCUAAUUAAUAAUAAUGAUGUGGUAGGUUAAUAAUGUUUACAACAUGAUCGGUAAAUUGCGUUUCAAUUUGAUUGAGAAGGUUAAUAAUAGCAUCACGGAAAAGUGUUGAUAACGUAUGUGAAAAAACUAAUAUGUAUUGUUGACAACGUUGACAACUCCGUUACGUUGCUCUACAAAUCUCAAAUCAGAGGCUCCCCUUAUUGUCACAACAUUUUAGUUACCGGUUAAUAAUUUCAGUAAUAUAAUUAAUAAUAGAGUCGAGAGGUUAAUAUUGUGGACAAUACGCCCAUUACAUCACAUUUUUUAAUUGAUAAUUCUAGUAGCAUCAGUAAAAAAUGUUAAUAACGUAUACCAAAUCAUUAAUAUGUACGGUUGAAAAUGUUGACAAAUCAGUUACAUUGCUUUGAAAACCUCAAUCAACCAGCUUCUCAAUCCACAUGCUCCUCUACGUUGACAACUCCGUCGCGUUUCUUUUUGAUUGCAAGCGACGGACGUAGAGGGCCGACAAUAAGUUUGUUCUUAAAGAUCUUGGAUUGUGGUAUAUCGUGUAGCACAAAUUUUUUUUUAUAAUUACGUUCAAAAUAUUAAUAAUGCUGAAAAAACGUUAAUAAUGAAGAAAGAUUGUUAAUACUACUCGUUAAUUCAACCGGCAUAUUAAUACUAGUAAAAACUUGAACAUGACUUUGAAAAUAUUACUAAUGGACGAAGAAAAUUUAAUAAUAAACUAAGAUUGAUAAUAUUACACGUAAAUUCAGCAGAGAGAUUAAUAAUAACACAUGCUUAAUAAUAAGAUGAGACAUUAUCAAAUCAUGCAGGAUUGAUCACAGCACUUCAAAAUAUUACAAAUCACUAUGAACUAAAUUGAUAAUAAACUAUAUUAGUGAAUUAAUGCUGAUUACAAAUAAAUUGAUAAAACAUUUACAAAACGACAAUAAAAAAGUUAAUAUCACAACAUAACAUAAUUAACAGGCCUAUCAGACAACAUUGACAAUAUGAGAAAAAAAAUUGAUUAUUGGGUGGGUAAAAAUAUUGACCAUAGCCCUUCAAAAGAUUACAAAUCAUGGCUACGUAAAUUGAUCAUAAACGGUAUUAGUGAAAAACCCUAAGUAGAUAUUAUUAGUUUUAACAAUCUUUGUAAUGUGGGAUAAGAAAAGUACAAGAAAUAAUUGAUAAUGAGAUUAGUAAAAUUGAUAACGAAGC
This is a messenger RNA of Linum trigynum, 2566 nucleotides long. The record is from the annotation of a GenBank genome assembly. Lineage: Eukaryota; Viridiplantae; Streptophyta; Magnoliopsida; Malpighiales; Linaceae.